Closterium sp. NIES-65 is the source of this 1056-nucleotide messenger RNA. Lineage: Eukaryota; Viridiplantae; Streptophyta; Zygnematophyceae; Desmidiales; Closteriaceae. The record is from the annotation of a GenBank genome assembly.
AUGGAGGCGAUGGUAUGGAAUUGUCCCAUCUUUAGCACAAAUUCGUCACCCACCACCACGUUUUUCCUUCAUUUCUGUUCUGUGCAGGUGGAGGAGAUGGCAUCAAAGAGCCAUCCGCACUUGGUGCGGCUGUUGGGGUACUGUGUGGACAUGGAUAUGACAACAGAGCACCACGAGCAGAUUGUCAUUUAUGAGUUCUGCGCCAAUGGAGACCUCGAGAAGUACCUCAGUGGCGGUGAGAGAAGUACCUCAGUGGCGGUGAGAGAAGUACCUCAGUGGCGAUUGUUAUAUUCUAACCAAAUAUGUUCCUCCUAUGGUCCUUAUGAUGUUCAUUUUAUCACCCUUCUCAUGUACUUACCAUUCUUUACUGCAGGGCCCAAAAAGGGCACGUUGACGCUGCAGCAGCGCAUGGACGUGCUAGUGGGGGUGGCGCGGGGGUUGGAGUACCUCCACCAGUUUGACAUCGUGCAUCGAGACAUCAAGCCCGCCAACGUGCUGCUCGAUGCCCGCAUGCAGCCAAAGAUAUCCGAUUUCGGGCUGGUGCGCAUGACAGAAGGCACCACAGUGAAUCCCACCCGAGUGGUCGGCACUCCGGGCUAUGUGGACCCCGCUUACUCGCGCACCAACAAGGCCACCCCCAUGGCUGACGUGCACAGCUUUGGCGUGUUGAUGCUAGAGGUCAUGCUGACGAGGCCUGCUGUGGUGGAAGAGAAGGGCGUCAACACCAGCAUCAAAGACUGGGCUGCCCGCCGCGUGCAAGAUCGAGACGCCCAAGGCCUCAAGGACCCUCAUCUCGACAGCAUUCCUAACGAGCUUCUUAUGCAGGUUGUGGAGCUCGCGCUGCAAUGCACCGGCAUGCCUGCGUCCUCGCGCCCUCACAUGCGAGAUGUCGCCGCGCGAUUGGACGCGCUGUCACGCGAGUUUCUGCAGAAACCGACAUCGAAGGCGGAUUUGCGUCUGGAGAGCAUUGACCAGGAGGUGGCAAUGCGGCAGCCGGAGCAGAGUUUGGAUGAUGAGUUUCUGCGCAUUGAUGUGAUCUCUGGUGCAUGUGAUUGA